AUGUCGCAAAACGGCCACCACCAAGAUAUCCCCCCAGGCCACCUCGGCAACCUGACUGACGAGCAGGAAGACAAGCUGCGCCAGCUGUGGGCCUUUGCCUUUCAAGUCCUCGAGAUGUACGAGACCGAAGACCGAAUCUACAAGGAGAAGCAGGCCCGCGGCGAAGUCGACGACACCCCUGCCAAGGCCGCCACCACCACCAACGGCGGCGGCGGCUGGGGCCUCUUCGGCAGGAAGAAGUCCUCCACCGAGCUCACGCACCCCAAGUUCCCCAACUGCGCCGCCGAGAUGCAGCGGCUCGUCCCCGCCGACGAGCCCAACCGGGAGGAGCUCCUCCGGCUCGCCAUCGAGGCGCUCGACGUGUACACUCCCGAGACGGGCCGCGCGCUGAUCGUCGAGUCGGUCAAGCACGAGCACCCGGACACGCUGGCGCUGCGGUUCCUGCGCGCGCGCAAGUGGAACCUGAUGCGCGCCGUCGUCAUGCUGGCCAAGUCGCUGCGGUGGCGCAUGGAGGUCGGCAAGGUGGACCGCGUGCUGAUGCGCCAGGGCGAGGGCCACGCGCUCGAGCACGAGGUCCACGGCGCAGCGGGCUCCAAGGAGAAGACGCUGGGGAAGGACUUUUUGAACCAGAUGCGCUGGGCGAAGGGGUUCCUGCACGGGUGGGACAGGGACGGGCGGCCGGUCAACUACAUCAGGGCGGCGAGGCACAGGGCGUCGGACCAGAGCACGGAGGCGCUGGAGCAGUUUACGGUGUACUGCAUCGAGCUGGCGCGGCUGUCGCUGCAGGCGCCGCAGGAGAUGGGUACCAUCGUGUUUGACCUGACGGGCUUCUCCCUGUCCAACAUGGACUACGUCCCCGUCAAGUUCCUCGUCCAGUGCUUCGAGGCCAACUACCCCGAGUCGCUCGGCUGCAUCCUCGUCCACAACGCCCCUUGGGGCUUCGGCGGCGUCUACCGCAUCAUCGAGCGCUGGCUCGACCCCGUCGUCGCCUCCAAGGUGCACUUCACCAACGGGCCCGACGAGAUCUCCAAGUACAUCGCGCCCGAGCAGCUCGUCUCCGACCUCGGCGGCACCAACCCCUGGGAGUACGAGUACGUGCCGCCCGUCGACGGCGAGAACGCCAAGAUGGACGACCACGCCACGCGCGACGAGCUGCUGGCCCGCCGCCGAGACCUGGUCGCCGCCUUUGAGGGCAAGACGCGCGAGUGGAUCGCGGCCGAGGCGCCGGCGGACCGCGAGAGGGUGAAGAAGGAGCGCGAUGAGCUGGCGACGCAGCUGGCGGACAACUUCUGGGACCUCGACCCGUACCUGCGCGCGCGGUCGCUGUAUGACCGCCUCGGCGUGUUCCAGGGCCGCGGCAAGGUCGACUGGUCGGCGGCCAAGAGGACGCAGGACGAGCUCAAGGCCAAGGCCAAGUGA
Cordyceps fumosorosea ARSEF 2679 is the source of this 1419-nucleotide messenger RNA. RefSeq names its product CRAL/TRIO domain protein. The record is from RefSeq and is a predicted model, not a curated record. The transcript has 3 exons. NCBI's taxonomy places the organism in Eukaryota, Fungi, Ascomycota, Sordariomycetes, Hypocreales, Cordycipitaceae. Bases 1 to 1419 code for a protein of 472 amino acids.